AUGACCACGCCCCUUCACACCUCACUGGCCACGCCCCUUCACACCUCCCUGGCCACGCCCCUUCACACUUCACUGGCCAUGCCCCUUCACACCUCACUGGCCACGCCCUUUCACACUUCACUGGCCAUGCCCCUUUACACCUCACUGGCCACGCCCUUUUACACCUCACUGGCCAUGCCCCUUCACACCUCCCUGGCCAUGCCCCUUCACACCUCACUGGCCACGCCCUUUUACACCUCACUGGCCAUGCCCCUUUACACCUCACUUGCCAUGCCCCUUCACACCUCACUGGCCACGCCCUUUUACACCUCACUGGCCACGCCCUUUCACACCUCACUGGCCACGCCCCUUCACACCUCCCUGGCCACGCCCCUUCACACUUCACUGGCCAUGCCCCUUCACACCUCACUUGCCAUGCCCCUUCACACCUCACUGGCCACGCCCCUUCACACCUCACUGGCCAUGCCCCUUUACACCUCACUUGCCAUGCCCCUUCACACCUCACUGGCCACGCCCUUUUACACCUCACUGGCCAUGCCCCUUUACACCUCACUGGCCAUGCCCCUUUUACACCUCACUGGCCAUGCCCCUUUACACCUCACUUGCCAUGCCCCUUCACACCUCACUGGCCACGCCCUUUUACACCUCACUGGCCACGCCCUUUCACACCUGAUGGGCCACGACCCUUUACAACUCAAUGACCACGCCCCUUCACACCUCACUGGCCACGCCCCUUUACACCUCACUGGCCAUGCCCUUUCACACCUCACUGGCCACACCCUGUCACACCUCCCUGGCCGCGCCCUUUCACUCAUCCCUGAACACGCCCUUUCACUCGUCCCUGGCCACGCCCCAACAAUCCUCCUCAGCCACACCCCUUCUGUUCUCUUGACCCGCCCCUUUAUGGCCUCAUUGGCCCCGCACCCCUCGGUCGUCCUCUGCUGCUGCUGUAGCAUGUAAAAUGUUCAGAGCAGAUGCCAAAACUAUGUAUCUGGGGCAGCAGGCACCUGGUUCAAUAUUAAGCAGCUUAGCAUGUGGGAAGAGGGAUGGAUAGAUUGCUUUGCUUUUUAAAAUGACACAUAUAUGUCUCUGUUCAGGGAGGGUUCACUGUUGUUCCAACAUAGUGUAUUACCAUUGAUGGUGAUGUUCUUUUUCCAUAUACAUGUUAGCGGUUGUUCCUCAGUGUGUUUCUGCAUUGUUUGCUACAGUUAGUAAGCAGACAGACGAAUCUGCAGAAAGUGUGUGAUUGAUCGGUGUAGUCGUGACUAAAUAAACACUAAAACCUU
Molecule: messenger RNA, 1286 nt
Organism: Brienomyrus brachyistius
Lineage: Eukaryota; Metazoa; Chordata; Actinopteri; Osteoglossiformes; Mormyridae
Product: platelet glycoprotein Ib alpha chain-like
Exons: 3
Coding region: 1-960 (319 amino acids)
Source: RefSeq, a predicted model, not a curated record